This is a messenger RNA of Daktulosphaira vitifoliae (grape phylloxera), 1539 nucleotides long. RefSeq names its product CDC42 small effector protein homolog (gene Spec2). Gene Ontology annotation, biological process: regulation of Rho protein signal transduction. Gene Ontology annotation, cellular component: plasma membrane. NCBI's taxonomy places the organism in Eukaryota, Metazoa, Arthropoda, Insecta, Hemiptera, Phylloxeridae. The transcript is spliced from 4 exons. The record is from RefSeq and is a predicted model, not a curated record. Bases 316 to 582 code for a protein of 88 amino acids. Gene Ontology annotation, molecular function: small GTPase binding.
UUGAGUGUGCGCGCCAAGCGUUAGUGUGUUUUUGUCUGUUUGUCCAUUGCAGUGCACAAUUCUUAGACGUUAUUACCUGGUGCUGUUAUUUGUUAUCAUAAAACUGCAAUCUUAUUCUGUUCGGACCAGAAAAUCAAUACAGGAGAUAUUGAACGAGAUAUAUAAACGACAUUAUUUACAAAUGAUGUAGAAAGUACUUGGACUGUGGUAAUACCGAUUGAUUUUGGCCACGCUUUUUAGCUAAUAAUCUCCAGUCAUUCGAAUAACUCUUACUAAUAACACGGGAGGACUAGUCGAAACAGAUUAACCGACAUCAUGUCAGCUGGUUACAGGUCGGGAAAUAUGCCUGGUGAAAUUCUAUUUCAAUGGUUCUCAUGCUGCGUAAAUCAACGAACCCAACAAGGAAAAAGCCACGUUAGACGAGUACGAAUUGACCGAUCGAUGAUUGGCGCACCCACGAAUUUCCGACAUACCGGUCAUAUUGGAUCGUCUGAUGUGGAAAUGGGUUCGUCUAGGUUGAAUGCUAUUCACGGGCAAAUGCAGUCCAAAGGCGGUUAUGAAGCUAUCAUUGAGGCUAAUUGAACUCUAUUCUGUGAAUCAUUAACUGCUGUGAUUAAGGAAGUACUCAUUAACCCAAGUUAAAAUGAUUUGUUACUCCAUUUUUUUUUUUAAUCUACAGACAUAUAUGGAUAAUAUAAUGCAUCAGUUAGCUCCUAGUUUUAAUAUCUCUGUUGGUUAGUCAACUAUUAUUAUUACUGUAUUAAGCUAUUUUUUUACUAUAUUUUUAAAUUUUAUAUGUAUUGUGAAGUGGUUUGUUAGUAAAGUCUGUAUAUGAUGAACUAUCUUGACAAAUGCUUGUGCCAACUAGUCGAGUUUUUAUAAUUAUAAUGAUAGUUAUUAUUAUUAUUUAUAUAAACUAAAUUUUAAUGUUAUAAUUUGUUCAUCUUAUUUUGUUCAUACAUUUAUUUUUUGGUAACAAUGUUUAUACAACAAUAAUAAUAUUGCUGAUUAUGAAUCAAAAUAAUUAUAUUUGUACAGCUUUAAAGACUUAAUUCGUAUUACCUUAGAUGAUAAACCUGAUAUAAAAGUUUUGCUAUUUAAAUUUGUUAAUUUUGAUUGAAUAAAUUAAUACCUUUUUAUAUUAAAAAAAAAAAACAUAUGUUUAAUAAAGAAACAUGAUUUUGCAUAGUUUAAAAAAAGAUAAUUAAUUUUUGUUUGAAUGAAUUGAAAAAGUUAAAUAUUUGCUAGUACUAUUAAUUAAUAGUUAAAAAUUUCAACAUUUUACACUGCCCAUUACUUCUAAAUGAAGUGUAUUUGUGUUAAUUUUAUAUUAAAUUUUUUAUCAAAAAUGUUUAAAUAUACUAUGUACUGAUUUUGUAUAACUAAAAAUUGAUCUGUUUAAUAUUUUUUUUGUUAAAAUAUAUUUUACUUAAAUUGAGAAUGUUCAAAUAGUAUAGAAUUAUGUACAAUUUAAAUUUUAUAGGCUUAAAAGUUAAUUUAUACUUGUUUUUUAAUUAAAUAAUAUUGUAAAUGUGGAUA